AUGGACAACUGCAACAGCAAGCCUGGCUUUCACACCUGCAGCCACCCAGAAGACCAGCAGCCCCUUCACCAGGUCCCUACCAGCAGCACCCACUUCCUGUUCCUGCUCCUCCUGGAGCUGCCUCUGCUCUGGCAUGCUGGGGGCCGGGCCCUCAGAACAGGCUACAAAGAAGCAAAAGAUGAGGACUUCUGUAUCUUCCUCUUUUCCCACCAUCCCCUUACCCGUACUAAUAUUGUCGCUCGUGGCUCCCAGUUUCCUCCCAUCCUGGCACCAGCUCUUGAGAACCAAACCCAGAAGAGGGGCCGAGAAGGAAACGAAGAGGCUGGAGAAGGAAACGAAGUGUCCAGAACAGCAGAAGAGGGGACAGACGAGCUGACCUUCUGCGACUGGGCUCCAGCCUCAGACCCUGCUGCCACAAGGACGUCCAUGAUGGCUCUUCCAGGUGAAGAAGGGGAAACGGACUUGUGUUUUCCAGGCUGUCUGACUGUGAGUGGCCCCAGCACCUGGAUGGGCACCGUGGGGGAGUCCCUGAGCGUUCAGUAGUAUGAAGAGAAAUACAAGACAUUUAACAAAUACUGGUGCAGACAACCAUGCUUGCCAAUUUGGCAUGAAAUGGUGGAGAUCAGAGGGUCUGAGGGAAUGGGUGAGGGAGGACGAGUGGUCAUCACAGACCAUCCUGAGGACUCCCACCACCGACAUUGGGAGAACCUCACGGCAGACGAUGCAGGAAAAUACCGAUGUGGGAUUGCAACAAUACUGCAGGAAGAUGGCCUGUCUGGCUUCCUGCCUGAUCCCUUCUUCCAGGUUCAAGUGCUGGUCUCCUUGGCCUCCAGUACUGAGAACUCUGUGAAGACACCUGGAUCUCCCACCAGGCCCAGCCAAUGCGAAGGUCUCUGCCCAGCUGCGCCUACUCUGCUUCUCCCACUCCCAAAGGUGCCUUUGCUCCUGAGCAUACUCGGUGCUAUCCUCUGGGUGAACAUACCUUGGAGGACUCCUUAGACAGAGUCCAUGAACAGGAGAACUUGCCACACCCCACGCCCACUGGAACCCUGUCCAGAGACAGCCCUCUGA
Chlorocebus sabaeus (green monkey) is the source of this 1071-nucleotide messenger RNA. The record is from RefSeq and is a predicted model, not a curated record. Lineage: Eukaryota; Metazoa; Chordata; Mammalia; Primates; Cercopithecidae.